Messenger RNA from Hypanus sabinus (Atlantic stingray), 2966 nucleotides. It is a transcript of the gene elp3, whose product is annotated as elongator acetyltransferase complex subunit 3. Gene Ontology annotation, biological process: tRNA wobble base 5-methoxycarbonylmethyl-2-thiouridinylation. The transcript is spliced from 15 exons. Gene Ontology annotation, cellular component: elongator holoenzyme complex; nucleus; cytoplasm. The record is from RefSeq and is a predicted model, not a curated record. Bases 344 to 1987 code for a protein of 547 amino acids. Gene Ontology annotation, molecular function: acyltransferase activity, transferring groups other than amino-acyl groups; iron-sulfur cluster binding. NCBI's taxonomy places the organism in Eukaryota, Metazoa, Chordata, Chondrichthyes, Myliobatiformes, Dasyatidae.
GUGUAGAGAUGGACCAGGAGAGAUGAUUGGGGAAGAGUUACAGAGAUGGACCAAGACAGAGGAUCCGGGAGGGGAUAUAAAGGUGUAAGGGGCCAGAUGGGCGGAGGUAGGAGGGUGUGGGGUUACAAGAUGGAUUGGAGCAUAGGGUCAGGGGUUGCAAAGAUGGGCAAGUGUCUGAAACACACACUGGAGUUUAGAGUACAGUUGGUCUAUUGCAUGGACUGGGGAUCGGGGCUGAACCAGAGGGCAGGAGAGAGUUAGGCAGGGAGGGGAGUCCCAACACCCCUUUUUUCAGUUCCCCCGCCGCAUCCGUGAUGAGGUUGUCCUUUCCAAAACAUCGGUGAUGUCCUCCUUCUUCAAAAUGGAGUUCAGCCAUGCUGAGCGGAUGAUGAUGACAAUUGCUGAUAUCCUGAAAGAACUGAUUGAAGCGCAUGAGCAAGGGAAGGAUGUCAACCUUAACAAAGUGAAAACAAAGAUUGCCUCAAAGUAUGGACUGACCUCACAGCCCAGGCUUGUGGACAUUAUUGCAGCUGUGCCUCCUCAGUACAAAAAGGUGUUGGUGCCAAAACUGAAAGCAAAACCUAUACGGACAGCCAGCGGGAUUGCUGUGGUUGCAGUGAUGUGUAAACCACACAGAUGUCCUCACAUCACCUUCACGGGAAACAUUUGUGUGUACUGUCCUGGAGGCCCAGACUCUGACUUUGAAUAUUCAACCCAGUCUUACACAGGAUAUGAGCCUACCUCAAUGCGAGCUAUUCGUGCAAGAUAUGACCCCUUCUUACAGACAAGGCACCGUGUGGAGCAGCUGAAACAAUUGGGCCACAGUGUGGACAAAGUCGAAUUCAUUGUGAUGGGUGGGACAUUCAUGGCACUUGGAGAGGAGUACAGGGAUUACUUCAUCCGGAGCCUACAUGACGCCCUGUCUGGGCACACCUCCAACAGCGUGGCAGAGGCUGUCAAGUACUCUGAGCGUAGCAGUACCAAAUGCAUUGGGAUUACGAUUGAAACCAGACCAGACUACUGUCUGAAACGCCAUCUCAGUGACAUGCUGCAUUAUGGGUGUACACGACUGGAGAUUGGAGUGCAAAGUGUUUAUGAAGAUGUAGCCAGAGACACUAACAGGGGUCACACGGUCAAAGCAGUGUGUGAAUCAUUUCAGCUGGCAAAGGAUGCUGGCUUUAAAGUUGUGGCACAUAUGAUGCCUGAUCUCCCCAAUGUUGGUCUGGAGCGUGACAUCGAACAGUUCAUCGAGUUCUUUGAAAACCCUGCAUUUCGCCCCGAUGGUAUGAAGCUGUACCCUACCCUGGUGAUCCGUGGCACGGGACUUUAUGAACUCUGGAAAACUGGCCGAUACAAAAGUUACUCUCCCAGCACAUUGGUGGAUUUGGUGGCUCGGAUUCUUGCACUUGUACCCCCAUGGACACGGGUGUAUCGCGUUCAGAGAGAUAUUCCAAUGCCUCUAGUCAGCUCUGGGGUGGAACACGGAAACCUCCGAGAACUAGCCCUGGCCAGGAUGAAAGACUGGGGAACUGAGUGUCGAGAUGUUCGGACAAGAGAGGUUGGAAUCCAGGAAAUUCAUCAUAAAGUCCGACCAUAUCAGGUAGAACUGGUAAGAAGAGAUUACGUUGCAAAUGGUGGCUGGGAAACAUUCCUGUCAUAUGAGGAUCCUGAGCAAGACAUUCUGAUUGGAUUACUCCGCUUGCGAAAGUGCUCUGAAGAGACAUUCCGAGCUGAGUUGAAGGGAGGAGUCUCUAUUGUGCGUGAGCUCCACGUAUACGGCAGUGUUGUACCUGUUAGUGCGAGGGAUCCGUCCAAGUUCCAGCAUCAGGGUUUUGGAAUGCUUUUAAUGGAGGAAGCUGAACGGAUUGCUCGAGAGGAGCACGGAUCUUCCAAAAUUGCAGUAAUUUCAGGGGUUGGUACAAGGAAUUACUAUAGGAAGAUUGGAUACGAAUUGGAAGGCCCCUAUAUGGUGAAGCAUCUGAACUGAGCUACCUCUCCCUCUCUGUGGAGUUGAACACAAAACUGGGAGAAGGUCCUGAUGCCAGACAGCUGGGCUCCUUUUAAAAGGAAAGACAUUUGCUAUAUCACCUCAGGGUGCUUAAUACUUGCCGAGGCUUUGAUGCCAUCACGCCUGGUUUCUGGAUACACAGAUUAUUGUACAGCUUUAGACACAGCGUGAUGCAUCUUCAUUGGGUAUGUGUACAGAUUGUUGAUUAAUGCAAUGUGUAUUGUUACAGGGGUCAGGGAGUAACCUCAAUCUCUGGUACAACCUUCAGUUGCCUCAGUUAUCAAUACCCUCACAGUCAAAGGAGAUAUUUAAAUGAUUUCAAAGAAAAUGGGGGUUAAGGGUGGGAGGUGGAAAUUUUAAGAUCCAUUACUGUAUUUGAUCAAAGAAUAUUUCAUACCACAAUAUUGUACCUACUUCUAGAUUAAUCUAACCUUUCCCUCCACAGAGUCCUCUGUUUUUCUUUCAUCUAUGUGCCUAUCUAAGGAUCUCUUAAAUAUCCCUACUGCAUUUGCUUCUGUCAGCACCCCUAGGCUGAACAUUCCAUGCACCCUCAACUGGGUGUAAAAAAAACUACCUCUGACAUUUCCCACUCCCCAUACUUCCCUCCAAUUUGCUUAAAAUUAUGCCCUCCGGUAUGAACCUGGAAUAAAGGCACUGAUUGUCCACUCUCAUCACCUUGUACAUUUCCAGAAGCACAAUUAUGAAAUUAUAUUUCUGAAUAAUCUUAAGUAAAAACAGAACUGUGUACAUAAAAUUGUGUAUUUGCUUAAUAUUGCUAUGGGAUGUUCCCUUAAUAGUGCCACUGGGAAGUACAAGCUUGGAUAUUAGAGCGUAACAGCAUUGUACAGGCUCCUUGGUCUAUAAUGGUGUGCUGACCUUUUAACCUACUCAAGAUCAACCCAAUGUCUGAUGUAUUAGCUGCUACCAACACCACCAAAGUUAAUAAAUGAUUAUUAAA